AUUGAGCAUUAUUGUUUGUCUUUCUUCUCUCUUCUCUCUCUCUCUCUCUCUCUCUCUCUCUCUCAGAUUUGUGCAGAAGAAAGCUGAAAGAGGACAAUGGAAGAUUUAAAUCACCAUAGAAUAAAAACAAAUGGAAUAUUUUUGCAUGUUGUAGAGAAAGGCACAGGACCUCUAGUGCUUCUCCUUCAUGGUUUUCCAGAAUUUUGGUAUUCUUGGCGUCACCAGAUCACCUUCCUGGUCAACCAUGGCUACCAUGUUGUUGCUCCUGAUUUGAGAGGCUAUGGAGACUCAGAUUCUCCACUCUCCUACAAUUCCUACACUCUUUUGCACCUUCUUGGUGAUCUCGUAGGCAUUAUUGACCAUUUUGGUGAACAGCAGGCUUUUUUGGUUGGACAUGACUGGGGGGCUCUUCUUGCUUGGCAUCUAAGCCUCCACAGGCCUGAUAGAGUCAAAGGACUAAUAGCCAUUUCUGUUCCAUACUACCAAAGAAAUCCUGAUGCCAAAGUUAUUGAAUCUUUUAGAAGAAUAUAUGGAGAUGGGCUUUACAUAUGCCAAUUCCAGGAGCCUGGAAGAGCAGAGAAAGCAUUUGCCAGAUAUGAUUAUUUGACUGUGAUGAAGAAGUUUUUGUUGAUAACUAAGACUGAUAAUUUAGUAGCUCCACUGGACAUGGAAAUCAUCGACUAUUUGCAGACACCAGCCGUGUUGCCUCCAUGGAUUACUGAAGAGGAAUUACAGGUUUAUGCAGACAAGUUUCAAGAAACUGGUUUCACUGGUCCUCUCAACUACUACCGAGCUAUGGACAUGAAUUGGGAGCUUUAUGGGGCUUGGCAAGGAUCAAAGAUUAGUGUUCCAUCAAAAUUCAUAGUUGGUGACAAAGACAUUGGCUUUGAUACUAAUGGUACAAGAGAAUAUGUAUUAGGAGACACUUUCAAAAGCCUUGUUCCAGAUCUUCAAGUUGUCAUUUUAGAUGGUCACCAUUUUAUCCAGCAAGAGAAAGCUCAACAAGUCUCAGAAGAAAUUCUUGCCUUCCUCCAUAAACUCUCUGUAGAUUAGUAGAAUGUUGGGUCCAAAAUCAGGGUUAUGUCCUUUUCUAUUUGAUAAUUGUAUCCUUAUGCGUA
Hevea brasiliensis (rubber tree) is the source of this 1118-nucleotide messenger RNA. RefSeq lists its product as uncharacterized. Gene Ontology annotation, molecular function: hydrolase activity. Lineage: Eukaryota; Viridiplantae; Streptophyta; Magnoliopsida; Malpighiales; Euphorbiaceae. The record is from RefSeq and is a predicted model, not a curated record. The transcript has 4 exons. Bases 97 to 1053 code for a protein of 318 amino acids.